Messenger RNA from Rattus rattus (black rat), 525 nucleotides. Its product is annotated as cofilin-1-like. NCBI's taxonomy places the organism in Eukaryota, Metazoa, Chordata, Mammalia, Rodentia, Muridae. Gene Ontology annotation, biological process: actin filament severing; cell motility; actin filament fragmentation. Gene Ontology annotation, cellular component: actin cortical patch; cytoplasm; lamellipodium. The record is from RefSeq and is a predicted model, not a curated record. Gene Ontology annotation, molecular function: actin filament binding.
GGUGUAGCAGUCUCUGAUGGUGUCAUCAAGGUGUUCAAUGACAUGAAAAUGUGCAAAUCCUCAAGGCCAGAAGAAGUGAAGAAAAGAAAGAAGGUGGUGCUCUUCUGCCUGAGUGAGGUUGAGACCAUCAUCCUGGAGGAAGGCAAGGAGAUCUUGGUAGCAGAUGUGGGGCCGACUGUGAGCGACCCCUACUCCACUUUUGUCAGGAUGCGGCCAGACAAGGACUGACAGGCGCUACACUCUCUAGGAUACACAAGGAAAGUGAGGAGGACCAACCUGCUGUUCAACUUCUGGGCCCCUGAGAGUGCACCUCUUCAGAGCAAAAUGAUCUGUGCCAGCUCCAAGGAUGCCAUCAAGAAGAAUCUGACAGGAAUCAAGCAUGAAUUACAAGCUAAUUGUUUCGAGGAGGAGGUCAAAGCCUGCUGCACCCUGGCAGAAAAACGAGGUGGCUCUGUGCUUGUCUCUUUAGUUCUGUGUGGAAAUGACUGUCCCUGUGCCAACUGGUUGCCCUCCCCUUUCCCUUGA